AUGACAACCGACUUCAAAUCAUUAUCAGAGAAACUCAUCAACAGUUAUGCCAAGUUGCAACUUUCACACUCCAUCAAAGUAGCAAAUGAUAUCAAGCCCAUUCAAUCGACGGCAAAUCGGCCUGUUGUAAAUGCAAUCCACUCAAAUGUGAAUUAUCUAUUAUCACACAAAGAUCAAAAAGCUAUCGAUGCUGCGCUUGAUGCAAUUGACUUGGCAAAGAUCUACGAAAACAUUGAUAAGCUUGAACAGGAGAAUGAAAAGGAAAAGGAUAAGAAAAAGGGAAAUGAAGAAGAAAAACAAGAAGAGGAAAAACAAGGAAAACAAGGAAAAGAGAAUAAAGGCGCAACCGCAAAUUUAAAAUACGAUGAUCUUGUCGUUAAGGAGAUUUUACGAUAUUUCAAGCAUGAUUUCUUUGAAUGGGUUAAUACGCCAAAAUGUUCUUGCGGUUCAGAUAAAGCUAUAGGCAAAGGUGCAAGGCGAAUGCCGUCAACUGCCCCCAAUCCACAAAAGAUUUCCAUUAUUGAAGUUUACGAAUGUCAAAAGUGCGGUAAAGAGAUUGUGUUUCCAAGGAUCAAUAAUCCUGUAUCAUUACUUGAAACCAAAAAAGGAAGAUGCGGUGAGUGGGUCAAUUGUUUUUUGCUUAUUCUUGAAGCACUAAUUGGCGAUGGUGGUAAAGAUAGAGUACGAUUCGUUUGGAACCAGGAGGAUCAUGUAUGGGUAGAAUACUUUUCCCUUGGUUUACAAAAAUGGGUCCAUUUAGAUCCCUGCGAAGCUGCGUUUGAUGAACCUUUGUUGUACUGUGAGAACUGGGGUAAAAAAAUGUCAUAUGUGCUAGGGUUCAACAUGAAUAGUGUAGUUGAUUUGAGUAAGAAAUACAUCACAAAGGAAAAGCAAAUACCUCAGCAAAGUAUUGUUGAUCCUAAAUUAGUUGCAAAAACUUUGAAGUGGGUAAAUGCCAGAAAAUUGGUGCAGAAAUACCAAAAUUUGAAAGAUCAGGGCUUUUCUGAUAGCGAUGCGUUAAAACUGAUAUACCAUGAAGUAAUAAUACCAAGAAACAGGGAACAAAUUGCAUUGAAAGAAGGUGAUGUCAAGCCAUCGAAAACAUCUCUGGAAGGAGGUAAUGAUGUUCCAAGAGGUAGACAAACGGGAUCUGCUGAGUGGACCAAAGCGCGAGGAGAAGACGGUCAUUAA
Molecule: messenger RNA, 1191 nt
Organism: Lodderomyces elongisporus
Lineage: Eukaryota; Fungi; Ascomycota; Pichiomycetes; Serinales; Debaryomycetaceae
Gene: PNG1
Product: peptide-N4-(N-acetyl-beta-glucosaminyl)asparagine amidase
Exons: 1
Coding region: 1-1191 (396 amino acids)
Biological process (GO): glycoprotein catabolic process; protein quality control for misfolded or incompletely synthesized proteins; protein deglycosylation
Cellular component (GO): cytosol; nucleus
Molecular function (GO): peptide-N4-(N-acetyl-beta-glucosaminyl)asparagine amidase activity
Source: RefSeq, a predicted model, not a curated record